Molecule: messenger RNA, 1023 nt
Organism: Pichia kudriavzevii
Lineage: Eukaryota; Fungi; Ascomycota; Pichiomycetes; Pichiales; Pichiaceae
Exons: 1
Coding region: 1-1023 (340 amino acids)
Biological process (GO): transport
Molecular function (GO): transmembrane transporter activity
Source: RefSeq, a predicted model, not a curated record
AUGGAGUUUAUGAUUUCACCAAAUUCCAUGCUUGAUCCAGUUAGGCACUUUACUCUUUCAAUCGGUUCCUUGAAUUGCCCUCUCCCACUGUAUCAAUUGCUGGAACUGAGUGGAUGUCUUGAGAUGUCGGAUAAUAAAGCAGCUCAUACAAGACCAACAGAAAAUAACAAAAAACAUCCGCCUAGAUACGCUGGAUUUAUAGCUGGUGUGUUCUCUGGAGUGAUGAAGAAUGCAGUUGGUCACCCUUUUGAUUCAGUUAAAGUCCGUUUGCAGACAUCCUCUGGUAGAUUUACGGGUCCAUUAGAUUGUACCUUGAAGACUUUGAGGAAUGAAGGUGUCCAAGGUCUUUAUAAAGGCUUUACACCGCCAUUGGUUGGAUGGGUUUUAAUGGAUUCUGUGAUGCUUGGUUCAUUGACCGUUUAUAGGAGGUUGGUUAAGGAGAAUAUCUAUCCAGACGAGAAAAAGAUGCCCCUUUUUGGCCACUGUCUUGCCGGCUUGCUAUCAGGAUGGACUGUUUCGUUUGUUGCUGCGCCUAUUGAAACGUUGAAGGCAAGAUUACAGGUUCAAUACGACGCAAAGAGCAAAAUAUAUUCCGGACCAAUCGACUGCUUGAUAAAGUUGUGGAAACACGAUGGUAUCAGAACACUCUAUAAAGGGCUGAUACCGACCAUGAUCUUUAGGACGAAUUUCAUUGUCUGGUGGGGUUCAUAUGAGAUAAUUACAAAUUAUUUCACAGAGCAUACCAACCUAAGUAAGGCGGCUACAAACUUUUGGGCAGGCGGACUGAGUGCCACAUGUUUUUGGAUCACUGCUUACCCUGCAGAUGUUGUUAAGAAUGUCAUCAUGAUUGAUGGUGUCUCGAAUCCUAGGUUCCACAAGUAUUCAGAUGCAGUUAAAUAUGUUUAUCGUGAAAGAGGGGGUCUUAGGGGUUUCACUAAGGGGUUCUUACCCAGUAUAUUGAGAAGCUUCCCUGCUAAUGCUGCCGCUCUAGCUGCUUUUGAAUUUGUAAUGAGAUUGUUUUAG